AUGAAAUCGGUUAAAGAUUGUAGCAAGCUAAAGUUGGCAUGUCAAAGCUGCAGGAAAAGAAGGCGUAAAUGUGAUCUACAAAUGCCUUGUCUUAACUGCCAAAAAUUUGGAGUGGAAUGCCUUCCCAUAGACCAAGACUUGAGGAAAAAACGUUAUACAACAGGGUAUGUCCAGUCGCUGCAUAGUCAUAUCUCUCUAUUGGAAUCCUAUAUGAGAAGACUAAAGGAGGCCAACGAUGACAACGAGCGAAAUAAAAUUUUAGCUUCUAUAAGCAUUGAUGAUAUCAAUGAGGAAAAUGCAACGAUUACGGCAAGUAUGGCUGAUUCUGCAUACCUCAUGAAUACUUCACGUACUGUUGGAGCUGUGGAACAUAAUUCAGAACCUAUUUCUACAAUAAUUACUGCUAAUGCGUCUAGUGCUACAUCGCACAAUUCAGUUGUUCACACAAAAAACCAGGUAGUUUCGUCCUCAAUAUACUCUAGCGAUUCGCUAUACAUCCGAAAGAGAGAUCCAGUGGUACCUAUAGGAGAUGCAAAUGAGGCUCCUGCGACAAAUAUGAAGAAUCUUUCGAGGAGCCCACUAAUAUUGCGCGCUUUAUCAUUCUUUUUCAAGUGGCUAUACCCUGGUCCAUUUACUUUUAUUCACAGAGAAACUUUCCUUAGUGCCUUUUUUGGAGAUAUAAAUACCAAGACUUAUUACUGCUCUGAAGAAUUAGUCUUUGCCAUUGCCGCACUGGGCUCCCGGCUGUCGCAGAGUUCCGAUGAUUUGUAUGCCAAAUCCACGGAAUAUUACAAUCUUUCUAAACUGAAGGUUCUGAAUAAAGUUUUUCACCUGGAAGCUAAUACCUAUAUAGGAAGUUAUUCCUCCUCUUCUAAAUUGGCUAUUGUUCAAACUCUCCUAUGUUUGGCUUUCUAUGAUAUUGGUAAUGGUGAAAAUCCAUUAGCUUGGUAUGAAUCAGGGUUGGCAUUUCGUAUAGCUCAUGAGAUUGGGUUACAUUUAAAUCCUGAAGCCUGGGAUAGUGUUUAUGCUGAUAAACUGUCGCACUUAGAUAUCGAAGUUAGAAGCAGAAUAUAUUGGGGAUGUUACAUUGCAGAUCAUCUUAUUGCAGUUUUAUUCGGGAGAUCUCAUACGUUGAGGUUAUCGAAUUCUACAAUUCCAGAGACAGAUGAGCUGCCUAAUAUUGAAACUGGGAUUGAAGAUUACCAAUAUGAACCCGGAGUUUCUUUACAUAUGGCGAAGCCCUUAAAAAAAUUGAUUGUGUUGUCUAGGAUCACCGAAGUAUUCGCAUCAAAAAUAUUCAUCAAGGCAGGCUCUAUGGCCCAAAGGAGUGAGUACCUAAGAAAAUUCAAUCUAGAAUUCUACAAUUGGAGGAUGAAUCUCCCAGAAGAAUUUCGUUGGACAAAGAGUUCAAUCAAAGAUUGCGAUAACAAUCCAACCUUGACUUACAUAUGGUACCACUACUACAUAAUUCUUCUGUCUUACAAUAAGCCAUUUAUGGAAGAACUAGAGCAAAGUAGGAUCAUUAUCCAAGAAACAAUUUACGAAAUCCAUUGUCUAUUAUUAUCCUUUAAGAAACAACACAAAACAUUCGAGAGAUGUAAUAUCUAUAUGGUCUACGCAGCAAUUUUGUCAAUCCAGUGUUUGGAAAGUGGAUCUAUUAGAAAAACGAACCUAAAUGAUUUCAUGGACUUUCUGGGUUCACCAACUUUGAAUUAUGAUUUGGCCAAAAAAAUGUUUGAUAACGAGGUGAGUACCAAUGAUAGCAUUGAGUUAUUGGGAACCUUGACCAAUGGUAAUGACUUCACAUUCAAGUACAACUUUGAUUUCACCUUGUUGAAUGAAAUUGACACACUAAUUGGAGGUUCUAAUAUUAAUAUUACUUAA
This is a messenger RNA of Eremothecium cymbalariae DBVPG#7215, 1884 nucleotides long. RefSeq names its product Cha4p (gene CHA4). Lineage: Eukaryota; Fungi; Ascomycota; Saccharomycetes; Saccharomycetales; Saccharomycetaceae. The transcript has a single exon. Gene Ontology annotation, biological process: regulation of DNA-templated transcription; DNA-templated transcription. Bases 1 to 1884 code for a protein of 627 amino acids. The record is from RefSeq and is a predicted model, not a curated record. Gene Ontology annotation, molecular function: DNA binding; DNA-binding transcription factor activity, RNA polymerase II-specific; zinc ion binding.